AUGAUUUGUAAAGACCAACGAAAUUCUAGAAAAGAUGAUUGCGCAACACUGAAGAGCACAGUGGCCCAAGCGAAGCAGUUGUUUCAGGCCAGGGCCCGCGGUUUGAUUGCAGCGCGUCGUCUCAAAGAGGAGCGAAACCCACCAGGAGGUUUGACUUGCGGCCUCUUGAGGACAUGGGCCGCAUAUGAGAGGCUUGGCCUGGCUCCGCAACAUAUUGUAUCAACAGAGCCCUUGCCAGUUGCCCGCUUGAAGCGGCCGACUCCUGCUCAGGUCUGGGAAUUUGUUGUGCGCAAUCAGCCCGUGGUCAUUGAAGAUGCUGUGAACGCGGAUGAUUUCCCGCCCUUCUUCGACUUUGCGGACUUUGAUUAUUUGCGGGAACGGUGUGGGCACCGCUAUGUAAAGGUAAAGGGCGACUCAUGCUGGGACAACAAAGGGCGACAACUUUUCCUCAACGACCCCACGAUUGAGAUCAGCAUAUCUGACUACUUGGAUUUGAUCGAGGUUGCCGAGGAGCAUGAGACGUGCAUCUCAUGGUAUAUGGGAAAGCUGCCGUUGCACACAGAUGUUCCCGAAAUGUUCGAGGACAUUGUGAAUGCCCCCAAUUCACCAUGGCGCAAGUAUGGCAAUUGCUUCGGUGAAAACAACAAAGGAGUUCACACAUACUUUGGCUGUGGCGGCAACACGACUUGCAUCCAUUCAGACCCCUCUGAAAAUUUGCUUUUCGUUGUGACCGGGGAGAAGGCAGCCGCAAAGCAAGUCAGUACUUCGAUGCACCUCGCAGGUAUGCAUACCACGGUGAAGAAGUUUUUGAACUCAUUGGUGCCACCGUUUAUUGAUCCAGCCUUUGUGCCAGCAGAGGCAGGCGUGUUUGCUCGUCAUUCUGUGCUUUUGACUUUGCUUGCAUGCCAGGUGGACAAGAAUUGGCCUUUUUACAAGCAUGCAACUCGGACGGUUUAA
Molecule: messenger RNA, 957 nt
Organism: Durusdinium trenchii
Lineage: Eukaryota; Dinophyceae; Suessiales; Symbiodiniaceae
Source: the annotation of a GenBank genome assembly